Cryptotermes secundus is the source of this 1421-nucleotide messenger RNA. RefSeq lists its product as uncharacterized. The annotation marks the transcript as partial. The transcript has 2 exons. Lineage: Eukaryota; Metazoa; Arthropoda; Insecta; Blattodea; Kalotermitidae. The record is from RefSeq and is a predicted model, not a curated record.
UUUUGAUUCCUGGUGGGGCCAGAAAUUUGUCUUCUCUUCACAACAUCCAUAGUGGUUCUGGGGCCCACCCAGCCUUGUAUCUAAUGAGCACAGGGGACUAUUUCCCCAGGGUUAAAGUGGUCAGGGCAUGAAGCUGACCACUUGCCUUCAUCUAGUGCCAAGGUCAAGAAUGUUGGAAUCUUACCUCUACCCACACUUAUGUCUUCGUGGCAUGGUGCUAAAAUAAUUAAGCACAGGGACAACUUUACCUUUAACUUAUUCAUCACCCUUUGAAAUGACAAAACUAUGUUUGGCUGAUUGUUGCAUUUCCAAAUGCCAAUUGCAUAAUUUAAUAAUUUCCAGUUUCCAUCUUUCCAGUCUUCUUGAAGAAUUUAGUGGACACACAUUGUUUACCACUCCUAGACAUCAUUAAGUCAAUUCAUUACAAACACAUUUUGAUAGACUCAGGGUACAGACUGAUAAUUGGAUUUAUUGGACGCUUAUAACUUGUCACUACAACACUAAUUUUAUGCACACUAUAAAUCACUAGAAUUACAGCACACAUGAAAUCUUCUGUUUGUUAUUCUGCUGUCAUUAGUUGUUGCUAGGCAGUGGCUGCUAGCAAUGGAGAUUUUUCAUGGCAAACCAUUAACUGCCGCUGCUCAUGUGCAACUCACAAACUGUGGCUGCUGGUCAUUUAAAUUGCUGCUAGCCCUUACCAGCACAGUGAAUCUUGGUUUCACGUCUUGUCUGGACCUAUGACCGUUUUUAUUCUUUCAAAGACUUUUAUGUGUUUUGAAAUGGGGCCAUCUCUUCAAUGAGAGGAGGGGUCUUGCUGCUACUGGUCGCCCCCUCUCUACAUGGCUGCUGCUGGUAUGCAUUGUAUAGCCUUGGCAUGGACUACACAGAAAACACCACUUCCCAAGUGUUCCUCCAUUGUUGCAAGUUGAUUUGUUGCUGUGGAUGUGUGUUUACCAUGUUGUUGCCUGGGAAUGAUCACCACUCAUUCCACUAUUUCGGCUUUCAGCUGUCAUUUCACAAUGUGAUGCAGGAUCCAUGUGAAAGUAUUGAUGAAGCCAACCUAAGUACAUCAACACUGAGAAGGAAGCUGUUUGUCCACGAAGAGAACCAUCAACAGAUGUCAAUGUCUCCUGCUACAUCUUCAUCCUUCUCCAUGGAAGUAGAGUGCAAACUUGGCAGUCCAGCGCAUAGUGGUCUUUUGCUAACAACAUCUUCCAGGAUUCCUCUCCCAUCUGCUCCAGUAAUUGAAGGCCGCACUUAUGGGACCCCUUUCCCACGUUCUAAGCUUAUUUCAUCACCAGAAAUUUCACCGAUUGGCAGUGUUCAUCAACGAAAUAAAUCCGUCACACGUCUCAACUUCAGUAGCAGAAUGAUGUCAAUGGAGAAGUCAACAACAUCUAGCCCCUCUAUGUCUCCAUUAG